CCAUCCACUUCAAGUUCGAUACGCUGUGCGUUCAAAGACGCAGUUCUGCAUACCACUGGAAUAAAGCGCGGUUAUUUUAUGACUAUUUUGUCCUUUAACCUCUCGCAUUAACAAGGUGUUUUCGCCCUCAGAGCUUCCACACACUGGAUGUUUUUUGUUCAAUGCACCAUUUUCUGUACACUUUAGGGACCAUAGUAACUGAAAAUCCCAGGACGUCGGCUGUUUCUGAAAUGCUGGAAUCACCAUGUCUCGUACUCAGAAUCAUUCUACGGUCAUAGUCGCUUAUGUCUUGUUUUUUCUUCAUUCUAAAGUUUGUUCAAACAACAACUAAACCUCUUGACCACGUCUGCAUGCUAACCGCCGUUUGGCUAUUUGCGUUAAUGAGCAGGUUAGGCCUACCAAUUGAAGUGGCUGGACCUAGUGGAGACACGAUCAGUCCGCUGGCCCCUGCAGUGUUAGCGGAGCAUCUGGCGGAGUGCUGGCCGGUUGGGGAGGUGGAGGACGGGGAGAGAAGAAGAAGGAGGAUCCGGGAGCAAGCGAAAACAAAAAGGGUCAGGCCUGGGACUUGGCAAAACGGGGAAGGAUCACCGAAGGAUCACCUUUUUUGUUCCUUUGAUUUUAUUUCUUAUAUUUUGAAGCUUCUGAUUUCCAUUGAAAAUAUCAUCUGUACGAUUUGCACUCUUGGCGAUGCCGUCCAACACUGUUUCUGCCCAAAACACAGCUGCAUUCAAAAGCUCAGACUACACCUGUGGUGCACCUGGAAACAGGAUGAGUGACAGCACAAUACUCAACAAGGAGCUGAUACCAGAGGAAAAGCCAGCUAAAAGCAACACCACCUGCAAAGUCGGCCGGCCUGCCGGAAGAAAACGCAAGCCAGUUCCUGUGGAGGGCAGUGUUUCUGUGAAGGAGAGUGUGGGAGGAGGUGGAGGCACCAGUCGCCCAGGGGUGCCGGCGGCCAGAGAGAAGCAGCCUGCGUCUGUGCUGCACAACGGCCUGGUGAGCGGCGGGCACGCAGACAGAGACAGGACCCAGGCAGACCCCCGCAGCUGCCCCAAGCAGGACCGGAAAGCUCCAGAGAAGAACGGGUUACUAGGCACCCCUGGUGCCCCCAGCGCCCCUUUCAGCCAGGUUGAGGACGGGCCCCCCGGACCCCCGACCCUCUUGGGUCCGAGCCUGAGCCCCCCGGAGAACGGGUUUCUACUGAGCAGGGAGCCGAGCCGGGACGAGCAGGACGACUCGGAGAAAGACAAAGAGGAGAGUCUGCCAAGUCUGCCGCGCAAGAAACGAGGCCGGCGGAAACUGGAGCGCCCAACGAAAUAUGUGGAGCUGAAGGAGGAGGAUGGAGGCGAUGCGAUCAAGAAUGAGGGAGUCCGAGGCCCAGGGACUGGCAGGCUGCGCGGCUCCGUCAGUCUGCGUCAGAGGCCGAUGCCCAGGGUUACCUUCCAAGCCGGUGACCCUUAUUACAUUAGCAAGAGGACCAGGGAGGAGUGGCUGGCCAAGUGGAAGAUGGAGGCAGAGAAGAAAGCCCAACUGGUGUCCGAUCUGAAUGCAAUGGAAGACCAUGAGGAGAUGGAGCCUGGACCACAACACAAGGAAGAGGUGUCUGUCAUCACACACAACCAGCAACAGCAGCAGAAGCAACAACAACCACCCCAACAACAACAACCCCAACCACAACAACAACCCCAACAACCACAACAACAUCAACCACAACAACAUCAACAACAUCAACCACCACAACAGCUUCCACAGCAACAGCAGCAGCCCACAGACCCAGCAUCCCCGACAGUGGCCACCACACCCGAACCUGUCGACAUGGCAGGAGGGGACAAGACUUCCCCCAAGACUGCAGAUUCUGAGCCAGAGUACGAGGACGGACGCGGUUUCGGCAUCGGAGAACUGGUGUGGGGGAAACUGAGGGGGUUCUCCUGGUGGCCUGGUCGUAUCGUCUCCUGGUGGAUAACUGGACGCAGCCGAGCUGCUGAAGGCACACGAUGGGUCAUGUGGUUUGGUGAUGGAAAGUUCUCUGUGGUGUGUGUAGAGAAACUUUUGCCUUUGAGUUCUUUUUCUAACGCCUUCCAUCAACCCACCUACAACAAGCAGCCUAUGUAUAAGAAAGCCAUCUACGAAGUGCUUCAGAUGGCCAGCGCUCGAGCAGGCAGAGCCUUCACAGCCUGUCUAGAGAGUGAUGAGACAGAAACGUCAAAGUCUGUGGAUCUGCAGAACAAACAGAUGAUAGAGUGGGCCAUGACGGGCUUCCAGCCUACAGGGCCUAAGGGCCUUGAGCCACCAGAAGAGGAACGUAACCCAUAUAAGGAGGUGUACCCUGAUGUGUGGGUGGAGCCAGAGGCUGCAGCAUACACUCCCCCUCCAGCCAAAAAGCCUCGCAAAAGCACAGCAGCGGAGAAACCCAAGGUCAAGGAGAUGAUUGACGAGGGGACGAGAGAAAGACUUGUGUAUGAAGUUAGACAGAAGUGCAGAAGCAUAGAAGACAUCUGCAUAUCCUGUGGAAGUUUGAAUGUUUCUCGUGAACACCCACUCUUCGCCGGAGGAAUGUGCCAAAGCUGUAAGAACUGCUUUCUAGAAUGUGCGUAUCAGUACGACGACGACGGCUACCAGUCCUACUGCACCAUCUGCUGCGGGGGCCGAGAGGUGCUCAUGUGCGGGAACAACAACUGCUGCAGGUGUUUCUGUGUGGAGUGUGUGGACCUGCUGGUGGGCCCAGGCGCGGCGCAGAUAGCUAUAAAGGAGGACCCGUGGAGUUGCUACAUGUGCGAGAAGGGCCAGAAGGGGGUGUUUGGCCUGCUGGAGCGCCGCACUGACUGGCCCUGCCGUCUGCAGCACUUCUUCGCUAACAAUCACGACCAAGAUUUUGAACCACCAAAGCUUUACCCUCCUGUGAUGGCAGAGAAGAGACAACCCAUUCGCGUCCUGUCACUGUUCGACGGCAUAGCCACAGGUCUGCUGGUGCUGAAGGAACUGGGUAUCCAGGUGGAGCGCUACGUGGCGUCGGAGGUGUGCGAGGACUCCAUCACAGUGGGCAUUGUCAGGCACCAGGGACGCAUCAUGUAUGUGGGCGAUGUGAGGAACGUCACACGCAAACACUUACAGGAGUGGGGCCCCUUUGACUUGGUGAUUGGUGGAAGCCCAUGCAACGACCUCUCUAUUGUCAACCCCGCUAGGAAAGGUCUUUAUGAGGGCACUGGUCGGCUUUUCUUUGAAUUCUACCGCCUGCUGCACGAGGCCCGGCCCAAAGAUGGCGACAACCGGCCGUUCUUCUGGCUCUUUGAGAACGUGGUGGCCAUGGGCGUCAGUGACAAGAGAGACAUCUCUCGCUUUCUUGAGUGCAACCCGGUGAUGAUCGAUGCCAAGGAGGUGUCUGCUGCCCACCGCGCCCGCUACUUCUGGGGCAACCUGCCUGGCAUGAACAGGUUGGUGAGAGAACGACCAUUGACAGCCAUGUGCACUGACAAACUGGACCUCCAGGAGUGUCUGGAGCAUGGUCGAACAGCCAAGUUUGGCAAAGUGAGGACCAUCACUACUCGCUCUAAUUCCAUUAAGCAGGGUAAAGAUCAGCACUUCCCCGUCUUCAUGAACGAGAAGGAGGACAUUCUCUGGUGCACUGAGAUGGAGCGCGUGUUUGGCUUUCCUGUCCAUUACACAGACGUUUCCAACAUGAGUCGGCUGGCCAGGCAAAGGCUUCUAGGAAGGUCGUGGAGUGUACCUGUCAUCCGGCACUUGUUUGCACCACUCAAAGAAUACUUUGCCUGCGUUUAACAGUGGCAAGACUUGGCUCAACAAAACACAAACGUAUAACUGAUGUUGUGACUAGAAACAAGUGUUGAAGUUAUACUGCUUCCUGGUAUAGUUUCUCAGGCAAGCUAAAACAUCAUCCAAUUAGAUAUUUCACAUUAUUUCUUGUAUUUUGAAAUGUACUUCUUAUUCUAUUUAAUUUGUAUAUGUUAUUUUACCCCUUAGCAGUGUUACCCUGUUUUUAGUUUUUAUUGAUUUAUUUGUGCAAGCUAUACUUGAGACAAGGCUUUCUUCCUAAGGCACUGAGAAAGACUAAACUAUGAUCUGUGCGACUUUUAGAAAAAAAGACAAGGAUUUGUUGAUUGGAAAAUAUCUGAACAAUAGGAAGUUUGUGAUACUGUAUGUACAGUACAUGUGAAUGAUGUUGGCAGUGUAGGCAUGAUUUUUAUACUGGCCAAUAUCAGAAGUGGGUAAAGUAAUCCACUGAUAGUACAGCCAUGUUUUGUUUUGAUUCCUCCAGCUACUGAGCCUCACAGAGCUAAAGUGAAUAAGGGUCAUUUUCUUUUGUGUCACAGAAAGCUGUGUCUUAAUGAAUCCAAAACACCAGAUCACAUAUACCUCUUUGUUUACAGUUUCUAUACAGAGUUAACUGAAGGUAAAGGUACUACUGUAAAAUGGUUACAUUACCAUGGUGCUUCGAGACCAUAGGAAACAUCACAGUCCAUGUGGCAGGGGCACAACACUUUAGACAGAAUGGGAAUCCCAUAAAACCAUUGCCUGGAAAGUGCUUGUUUCAGUGUGAUGUUUUUGCAUUUUAAAGUUACAUGCUCUAAAUGACGUCAAGUUAACAAAAAAAGAGGUUGUGUGGACAUACAACUGCAGAAUAAUAUGCCACGUCCUCCUCUUUUCUAUGUUUUACAGAUUUUAUAAAUAACAAUUCUACUGGUGCUUUUUCAGUCAUUUUUCAAGCCAUGAUAUAUAAUGUCAGGCCACCAUGCCUGCCUGUGUUGGACUCUGCACAAACAGAAAAUAAAGCUAGCUACAUGGGCAGUGAUGUUUUCUGUCGUUACAAACAUAAUAAUACCUUGAGAUCAAAGUCUGUGGUGAACUAUUUUUUUCUAGUUUCAUCCUGACCAAUGUCAUAUUACUGUACAACUGUUAGUGAGCAUGGUGGGUGGGACGAGGGGCGAGGGGGAGGCUGGGCUGGUGUUUCCACAAGCAAGACUCUCUCCUUCCCUUCUCACCCCUGCAAACUAGAUACUGUCAGGUGAAAAUCUUCAAAAACAUGGUGCGGCUUCACAACGUUCUUCUACCUUUUUAUAGCAAUUUUGUGCUGUUUUACCAACAUUAUAAAGCACUUUUUAUAUGUAUACUUUCUUUUUUUUUUCUUUAGUAUUUCAAAAUGUUUUGGAUUUUUUUUCUCGUGAAAUGUUUUGUUCUUAUGAUGUGAACUCUUCUACCAUGGUGUAAUACAAUACAUUUUCUAUACAGUAGGGCUGUGCCAAUAGAAGUGAAAGAAUGGAUUCUUAGAAUGAUGUUCAAGCCAUGUAUCCAUGGAAAUGAUUUAUUGAUCCUACUCAAUGUACAGUAGAUUCAUUGAAAAUGAUUAAUGUACCCCAUACCUAUAUUGUCUUCUGUUUAAAACAGUGAUUCAGUACGUCAUCCUCUGGAUAAAAAAUAAUGUGUCUAUUUCUAUUAGGAUUGUAGGAUUUAAAAAAAGUUAAGGAACUAUGUUGUUAUACCAUAUGUGCGCAAUGUCCUCUGCUGUGUACCCUUGUUGACCCCAAAUAGUUAGAACGAGACAGACAGAAAUAAAUAAAUAAAUAUUAAAACAUUUAUUACCCAAACCUGGAUUACAUUCCGAAUCUGAAAUCUCUGAUUCUCUGAAUCAUUGUGACCUUGAAUGUGGUGAUUCUGAAAUGACUUUGUCAGAACUCAACUAAAAAUAGCAUAGAUUAGGAUUUACCAAUGUCCUCUAAGUAAUCAAUACAAGUUAAUUUUUAAACUUCUUCAAAUGUAGUUUCAUAUAUGAUUCAGUUCUUAAGUGACCUUAUUGUAUCCUUGCGACCCUUUUAUUUGAACUUCACAAAAUGUGUUCACAGGAAUCCUUUGCAUUAUGUUGACGCUUGUUUAUUCCACUUCCCUAUAGUAAAUUACCAUGCCCCUUGUACAUUUUGUACAUAGAGUUUUCCUGUUGCUGUUUUGGGUUUGUUUUCAUCUUUUUAAUUACCUAUGAGAUGUACAAAUAUAAUUCUUUGCUAAUAUAUAUCAUGGAAUUAGAAAAAAUACUUAGGUAAAAAAAUAAAAAAUGAAAUCAAGUAAAACUGUCAAAAUUGAAUCAAAAUAAGCUAUGAAGCAUUAGAGGUGGGUAGACUCCAAGUCUUGCCUUUUAGUACUGUUAAUUUUUUUAAUUUUUGUUUUGUUUUUCGAUGUUCUGAGUGAGUCCUGAGUGAAUCCAGUUGAAAUGUGUCAUGUGAACAGUGGCCUAAUAAUGACAGCUUUAAGAUGAAAUGGUCUCUACUUCACUGCACAGCCCUACGUAGCGUUGGUUGUUGUUGUUGGUUGUUUUCGUUUGUUUGUUUUUUGCUUUUGUUUUUUGCUUUUUAUAAGAACUAUAAAGACAGAUUGUAGGUGUUUCUGACGGUGCUAAACAUUUUAUCUAAUCAAGAAAAAUAUAUUUGUUUGGAAGAGAAAUAAAACUUGUCUUGACAAUGACUGUUUUUAAGUUCCUUGUAGUAAUGAUGGAAGAGUACCAUAAUUUCACUCUCUCAUAUGUUGCAUAUAACAAAGGCAUUUUAACUUUGUACUUGAAAAAAUAAUGAAUAAUAAAUAAUGCUGAGUUUCCUAUAUUGUUUUAGAUUAGACAUUGCUGUAGUUGAUUGGUGCUUAUCUGUGGGAAAACAUGUACUCCAUAAUGGGAAAUAACUAUAAAAGAAAAAACAUUUCGGUAAUAACUUUUACUGUAGCAUAAUGCUUAAUGUAUGCUUAAAACCUGGUAUUCACAUUGCUUCUUAACCCUACAUUCCAUGCCGUAGUAUGUUUUUCAAUUGACGUUUUGAUGGAUUCUUUUGUUAUUAUUGGCAAAUGAUGUGUUCCAAAUGGCACCCUAUACCUUUCAUAGUGCACUGCUUUUGACCAGGACCCAUAAGACUGGUCCAGAUUAGUGCAAUAUAUACGGUACCAAUUGGGAUGUUUCCCAUGACGUUUCACCAUUUCACUGUUUCAGACAGGUCACUUCUAUAAUCCAGUGAUACUGUAAAUUGGCGCUCAGUCUUUGUGACUUUUUUUGUGUCAUAUUAAUUGUUUUUUAUGGCCUUCUUUAAUAUGAUCAGUGCGUACAGCAAAUGUAGCAGUCAUUCUCCCCCAUUAACCCAAUACUUAUGUUUAGUGGCCGGAAAGAAGAAAAUGGCUCCUUAUGUACUUGUGCUGGAGAACACUUGAAUAAAUGUAUUGUUUUUGUGCAAAAA
Molecule: messenger RNA, 7220 nt
Organism: Esox lucius (northern pike)
Lineage: Eukaryota; Metazoa; Chordata; Actinopteri; Esociformes; Esocidae
Gene: dnmt3ab
Product: DNA (cytosine-5-)-methyltransferase 3 alpha b
Exons: 24
Coding region: 688-3777 (1029 amino acids)
Biological process (GO): negative regulation of DNA-templated transcription
Cellular component (GO): nucleus; cytoplasm
Molecular function (GO): methyltransferase activity
Source: RefSeq, a predicted model, not a curated record